AUGGAGGCUAAAUCAAAUUCAAUAUUUUUCUGCAACUUGUGCACCUUGCAAUUUCCAAAUAAGAAAUUGUAUGAGGCACAUAAAAAACAUGAUACUCAUAAAGCUAAGACUAAGGAACAGGGUGUAGUUGUAAACAAAUCUAAUAAGGACGGAUUUGGAAUUUAUGUGAGAGGUUAUCCAAAUAAUACAAAAGAAAAUAGUUUGGUGAAAUAUUUCUCCCAAUUUGGAAGUGUCAUAUGGGCUCAUUUUGGCCAUGACUUCUUAUUGUUGGAUUUUACAGAACAUAAGGCUGUCGAGAAAGUUAUGGCAACAAAGUCACAUUUUUUUCAUGGAUGUAGACUUUUGGUUAAGCAUAAGAAAAAACGAGAUUUACACCCUACAGGUAAUUUCUCUGAAGACCAGUUUGAUGAAAAAAUGUAUAAGCAAAUAAUCGAUGAACUGAAAGAAAUCAACAAUUUCGACCACGAAUGUCUUCUUCUAGUCGGAAGACUACAACCCGACCAAAAUGACUCUGCAAGAAAAUGCAACACUAUCUGCCAGGAUCUUUACAACACUUUACACGAGAGAUAUUAUAACAUUCGGAUCCACCCCUUCGGUUCUACAUUAACGGGACUAGGAUUCAAGAACAGCGAUGUUGACGUGUAUUUAUCAAAUGUGACAGAUGAUGACAAGGAUGGCGUGGAAGUUAAUCAUUUAAAUGUCAUUAAAAGACUUUUGGUGAAAUCUUAUAAGUUUAUCAAUUGUUUUGUAAUCGCCACUGCAAAAAUUCCCAUUAUUAAAUGCGUACAUAAAGCGACAGGUAUUAAAUGUGAUAUAAAUAUAAACAAUAUUUUAGGGGUAUGCAACACCAAACUAAUACACUAUUACCUUAGUCUUAAUAAUAAGCUGAGGCAAGCAAUGAUCAUAUUAAAAUAUUGGGGAAAACAUCAUAAAAUCACCGGACAAAAUCAUUUGUUCACUAACUAUUCUUUAGCUUUGAUGUUUAUAUUUUUCCUACAACAAGAACCAUAUAAGUUUCCUUCAGUUUUCUCUCUGCAGCAGUUUGGAUGCCAACAGUAUCCAAAUAUACAGGGGGUAUGGAACGGGGAGUUUGUUCCUAAUUACAAGUUUUAUAGUGACAAGUUGUCAUAUACAAGUUUACUAGAGUUAGUGGAGCAGUUUUUUAGCUACUAUUUACAAUUCUGUUAUAAAACUUUGAUUAUUUGCCCCUAUUUAGGUAAGCCAUUACCUAAAACUUACUUUGCAGAACCAGCUAACCUUCCUUAUUCCUAUGAACGCUAUAAACGGUAUGUUUUGUCCGAUGACCCUGAGAAUUCCAGUAAAAAACGUUUAAAAGCUGACUCUGCUAUAUGCCUUCAAGAUCCAUUUGAACAUUAUCGGAAUACUACAGCUGUAAUAGAUUCGGUACUUGAUAAAUUUGUGGAUUUUUGUAAACUAGGAAAAACCAUUUGUGAAGGGAGGAAAAAUGUUUUGUAUAAACUCCUUACUGAACAGCCCCCAAAUUCAAAGAGGCCAAAAAUUUAUUCCGAAGAGGAUUUAUUGAGACUCUCUCUACAUAAAAUUGGAAAUCAUUGUAGUGAACAGGAAUGGUUUAAUAGAGUGGUGAAUUUUAUUACUAUUGUCUUAACGGACUUUCUUUUAUUUAUGACAUUAAAUAAAAUCGAAGAAACAUCCACUAGCGAAGACACAAAAAACGGGAAUCAAAGUGACAUGGGUGGUUUAAGGAAAAUAUCCUUUACAUAUGGUGGGAGAAUUGAUAUGUGGAAUGCAAGAAAAGCCACGGCCAAGCAACUGAAAUUGGGUAAUUUAAGUAACAAUUUAAUUGAACGGGAAAUGGCUAUAACGAACCAUUUGAAAGAGGUUUAUAAGAAUUUUCAAAAUAAUGAGUUUAUUAUAAGUUUUGAUUUAACGAUAGAACAGUGUAAGGAUGCCGAAGUAUUGAUACAAGUUAGGAAAAUAUCUGCAUAUAAGAAGUCUUUCAAAUCAUUUGCCAUGUUUCUUUCGGCAAAUGUACCUUUGUGGUUCGAGAUUUAUGAGAAAGACUUAAGAAAAGCCACCGCAACAAAUUAAAUACAUUAUCUAAAUAUUAUUCCUAAUUUUUAUACAGAAUAGUUUUGGGAAAAAAUACAGAAAAUUUGAUAAUAUAUUUGGUCUAUUUUAGUGCAAUUUUCUAACUUCUUAAUCUUUUAUUAAUUUAAUUUCCUUUCCCUGUCCUAUCUUCUAAAUUUCUUAGAAAUGGUUUUCAUAAUAUCUUAUAUUGAUAAUUGCUUUCAUAUGUGGAUAUUUAAUCAAAUAUGUUUUUUUUUCGUUCACCCUUUUUAAAUUCGUUAACAUCCACUAAAUGGUAUUUUAUAUAGUAUAUUUUAUAUAGUAACCUAGAAGUUUAUUUUCUUAAUUGACUAAAAAAAAUUAAAAAUUGUAACAUAUUGGAACUGAAAGUGUUGAAAUGUGUUAAUAAAAUUAUGGGUAAAUAAAAUUACAGGCAAAUGAUAAUUGUAAUAGUUAAUACAGAUGUAUACCUAUAUAUAUAUUUAUUAGUAUAUGUUUUAAAUAAUUUAAUUUUUUUGUUUAAUAUGUAUUUGAAUUUAUUAUUUCAGAGAAAACUCUUUUAUUUACACAUUCACAGGAUUUUCAAAAGAAGUUAUUCUUUAUAGAAACUCCUGUUUUAUUCCAACGUCCUAAAAUCCUUGAUUUAUGUACCAUCUAUUCAGAAAAUAAAAAUAAUUAAUAUCCUUGUUUGUAAUUUUGAAUACCUGGUAUAUAAAUCUGGUUUCGGGUAGUCGUAGAAGCAGUUUUUAUGAAGAAUGACUUUCAGGAGGUCGGAUAAGUAAACAAGUUUUCUCUUCGUCUUUAAUAGUGUAGUAGUAAAUUCAUAAACAAUCUGUAUAUUGUUUUGUAAAUAUUCAAACUAUUGUAUUGUUAUGCAAUUGUACAGGGUAGUCCAUUUAAGACAAAAAAUUGGAUAUUCUCAGAAUUUUUCAAGAAAUUGAAGAUAACCAUUCGAUGUACUUUAGGUCGGAGAAUUUGAAAAUCGUAAUAAAAAAAAAACAAGACUUCCGCCAGAAAUGUUGCAUUUUUUUGACAGAACACCCUAUUUAUUAUUCCAUUUUUGGAUUUUAUGGCCAAUUCUAUUUGUUGUGAACCGAGAUUUUAAAUAAGACACCGAUUAAACUUCACA
This is a messenger RNA of Anthonomus grandis grandis, 3178 nucleotides long. Its product is annotated as speckle targeted PIP5K1A-regulated poly(A) polymerase-like. Bases 1 to 2070 code for a protein of 689 amino acids. Gene Ontology annotation, molecular function: RNA uridylyltransferase activity; RNA binding. The record is from RefSeq and is a predicted model, not a curated record. NCBI's taxonomy places the organism in Eukaryota, Metazoa, Arthropoda, Insecta, Coleoptera, Curculionidae. The transcript is spliced from 3 exons.